Molecule: messenger RNA, 2187 nt
Organism: Chiroxiphia lanceolata (lance-tailed manakin)
Lineage: Eukaryota; Metazoa; Chordata; Aves; Passeriformes; Pipridae
Gene: ETV6
Product: ETS variant transcription factor 6
Exons: 11
Coding region: 745-1836 (363 amino acids)
Biological process (GO): cell differentiation; regulation of transcription by RNA polymerase II
Cellular component (GO): nucleus
Molecular function (GO): DNA-binding transcription factor activity, RNA polymerase II-specific; sequence-specific DNA binding
Source: RefSeq, a predicted model, not a curated record
GGCAGACAGAACUGAUGGUUCAGAAAGGGUUUGCUCAUCUCUGCAACACCUCAGAAGGUCAGGAUUAGACUAACAGAGCCCAGCUAAAGAAAGAGAAAGGAACAUAGUCUCUCCUCCUUAGAAACCUGCAAUUUGUGAUGCAAAUCAAUGGCAGGGGUUGAUUGCAGUGCUUCUCACCUCGAUGUUUUCAAUUCACACUACUAAUUUCAUACUGCUAAAGCUAAAAAAGAGGACAGUAGUUUAAAGCAAGCAGGAAAGAAUUUCGUACACACCUCCAGCGAGCCCGGUACCGACUUACACUUCGUCACCACUACAUGUCCCAGUGCCUCAAGCGAUCAGGAUGGAGGAGGACACGAUCAGACUGCCAGCACACCUGCGCAAAGUUGUAAAAUUACUGCCUAUGAUGGAAAAAAAAAAAGGAUGCAGAAGACAGUGGAAGGUGCCUUUUGUGUCACAUGCACUGCCAAGCAGGCUCACAGUGCUAUCCUCCCUACAUCUCUGCAGUGUCAAGCAGUCACAAGAGGGUUAGGCUGUGUUUGAGACAACGGGCCCAGACACAGCAGCUCCUUUAUAUGGGACCACAGUACAGGGAUAUCUCAUUCAGAAGGAUGUUGUGGUUGUUAAGCAUAAAACAAUUAUUGAUGUUUGCAGCCCGUUUACUGGAGCAGGGAGGAUGUGGCACAGUGGCUCAGGUGGGCAGAGAAGGAGUUUUCCUUGAGGCCAAUUGAGAGCAACACUUUCGAGAUGAACGGCAAGGCUCUGCUGCUCCUGACCAAAGAGGACUUCCGAUACAGGUCUCCUCAUUCAGGUGAUGUUUUAUAUGAACUCCUUCAGCAUAUCCUGAAGCAAAGGAAAGCUCGUAUGCUCUUCACACCUUUCUUCCACCCUGGGAACUCUAUCCAUGCUCAACCAGAGGUCAUAUUACACCAGAAUCAUGAUGAAGAUAGCUUUGUCCAGAGACCUUCAAGACCAUCCGCAGAAACAGUCCACCACAACCCCCCAACCAUUGAACUGUUGCAUCGUUCUAGAUCGCCCAUCACUAACAACCACCGUCCAUCACCAGAUCCUGAUCAGCGACCACUCAAGUCCCCUAUGGACAACACUAUCCGUCGCCUUUCCCCAGCCGACAGGGUGCCGGGAACAAGGCAUCAGCAUGAGAACAACCAGCAAGAGCCUUAUCCUCUCUCAGUGUCCCCAGUAGAAAACAACCACUGCCCGCCUCCUUCUGAGGUGCUCCAGAAGCCCUCCAGCCCUCGCCAGGAGAACACCAGGGUCAUCCAGCUGAUGCCCAGCCCUAUCAUGCAUCCUUUGAUAUUGAACCCCAGGCACUCCGAUUUCAAACCACCAAGGUUGUCUGAGGAUGGGCUGCACAGGGAAGUAAAGCCAAUCAACCUGUCCCACCGAGAAGAGUUAGCUUAUAUGAACCACAUCAUGGUGUCUGUAUCCCCUCCUGAGGACCAUGCAAUGCCAAUUGGAAGAAUAGCAGACUGUAGGUUGCUUUGGGAUUAUGUUUAUCAGCUGCUUUCUGACAGCCGGUACGAAAAUUUCAUCCGAUGGGAAGAUAAGGAAUCCAAAAUAUUUCGGAUAGUGGAUCCCAAUGGGCUGGCCCGGCUGUGGGGAAACCACAAGAACAGAACAAAUAUGACUUAUGAGAAAAUGUCCAGAGCUCUACGCCACUACUACAAACUAAACAUUAUCCGGAAGGAGCCAGGACAAAGGCUUUUGUUCAGGUUCAUGAAGACCCCAGAUGAGAUUAUGAGUGGCCGAACAGACCGCCUCGAGCACCUUGAAUCCCAGGAACUAGAUGAACAAAUAUACCAAGAAGAUGAGUGCUGAAGGAAACAGGUGCACCACCUCUGUGGGUCCAUGGGAGAAACAUCUGCCCGGAUGGUUGGCAUGGUUUGGGAGGGGAAGCAACAACACAGAAGCAGUACUUGAGGUUGCCGCUUAGCUUGAAAACCACGCAGGACCUGAAGCACCUUAACAAAACAAACUAACAGGCAGAAGUGGUGCUGGCAGAAAAGCAAAGGGGAGAAAGCCUGGACUUGUGCACUACUUCACUGUUCCUACAAAGUCUCCCUUGAGUUCUUUCCUUUUUUUUUUUUGUUUGUUUGAGUUGGGGGGGGGUAUUGGGGUUUUUUCCCUAAUAAACAUGCAGUUUGACUUUCCUUAUCUUACAUAGGACAA